This is a messenger RNA of Salvia splendens (bonfire salvia), 765 nucleotides long. RefSeq names its product delta(8)-fatty-acid desaturase 2-like. Gene Ontology annotation, molecular function: oxidoreductase activity, acting on paired donors, with oxidation of a pair of donors resulting in the reduction of molecular oxygen to two molecules of water. Gene Ontology annotation, biological process: lipid metabolic process. NCBI's taxonomy places the organism in Eukaryota, Viridiplantae, Streptophyta, Magnoliopsida, Lamiales, Lamiaceae. The transcript has a single exon. Gene Ontology annotation, cellular component: membrane. The record is from RefSeq and is a predicted model, not a curated record. Bases 199 to 600 code for a protein of 133 amino acids.
AUAAUAAAGAAAGAACACACCCGAAACUUUGAUAACGGAGUUCGGCCAAAUUGCCUACGUCUCCGAGCACCCUCUGCAGAGCCCGCUUAUAUAUAGACGGAGAAAAGAAUACAAAUUUGGGAUAGAUUACAAAAUGGGGGGUGAGCUCCUUUUAUAGGAAGCCACACCCCCAAACUAUCUACUCCCCACCGAUGUGGGAUGGCAAAUAUUUUGCCAAAAUUUCAACAGUUCCCUCUCCUCGUCUCCUGCUUGCCCAAUUGGACCGAACGUGUGCUCUUCGUGCUAGCCAGCUUCUGCGUCUGUGCCAUCCAGCACAUCCAAUUCACGCUCAACCACUUCGCCGCCGACGUCUACGUGGGCCUGCCCAAGGGGAACAACUGGUUCAAGAAACAAACCGCCGGGACCAUCGACAUCGAAUGCCCUUCUUGGAUGGAUUGGUUCUUCGGCGGGCUGCAGUUUCAGCUGGAGCACCAUCUAUUCCCCAGGCUGCUGAGGUGCCAUUUGAGGAAAGUUUCCCCCAUCAUUAAAGAGCUCUGUAAGGAGCACAACUUGCCCUACCGGAGCUUAACCUUCGUCGAGGCGAACAAGUGGACGCUGUGAACGCUUAGAACCGCCGUGGUUGAGGCCCGCGAUUUCUCCAUGGCUCCCAGGAACUUGUUGUGGGAAGCUGUCAACACUCAUGGAUGAGAGAUUUCAACCACAUUUUGUUUUUGUUUUGAAAUUAUUUUUGAAAGAAAAGCUGAUCAAUUAUCUCGAACAGCUUGU